Molecule: messenger RNA, 3404 nt
Organism: Salarias fasciatus (jewelled blenny)
Lineage: Eukaryota; Metazoa; Chordata; Actinopteri; Blenniiformes; Blenniidae
Product: inhibin beta B chain-like
Exons: 2
Coding region: 737-1957 (406 amino acids)
Cellular component (GO): extracellular region
Molecular function (GO): cytokine activity; growth factor activity
Source: RefSeq, a predicted model, not a curated record
UGGAAACGUAGUAGUCUAAUAAUCCCUCGAGUCCAGUUGGUGGAAAUCCCCACGUGGUUUCCACUCCUGUAUAAAAACUUUGGGUGUGUGGAGCCCCUGUUGUCGUGAUUGCAAGGAGAGAAAAGGGUCUCCGUGAGCAGGAUCUUGCACAGGACGCACGGAGAGCUGGCCGGCAGCGCGCACCGGACACGGUCCAAACCCAGGCGCGUAAAGACAGAACACCCGGGGACUUCACCCAGCGGAGCGGUUUCCUUUCUCCCCUUCUGGCUGUUUGAAUGGGAACGAGCGGACAGAACGUUUUUGGACACCCGAGGGCUUUCUUGAUUUAUGGGCUCGGCGGUGUGCUUGUUCCCUUUUGUUUUGGCACAUUCUGAAGCAAACGUGGUCUGACAGAAGCGCGUCAACAAUCCAAACUCCCGAGUGCGCCUUGCAAUCAGAGAGAUGAACUAACUUUUUAUUCUGGCGCUGGAUAAGAGGCUGAAUGCAUGAUGAGCGCAGGGAAUUAGCCUUGUAGUUUGAGCUCCGUGUUUUGGGGAUUACAAAGGUUUCAGGGGCUUCUGUGGAUUUCUUUCCCCCCCGAGGUGUCUCACUUUUUGUUUUGUUUUGUUUUGCUUUGUUUUCGAGCACCGGUGGAUGUUCCCUCGGAACUUGCAGAGUUGUAGAACAAUAAAAGAAGCUUUAUCGUCAUUUAAUCAUAUUUUUUGGUCAUAUUUUGAUGUGAAGAGGCUGCAGUAAGAUGCGCGUGUACAGUGUGGCGUUGUGCUGUUUGCUGGCGUGCCUCCUCCCGGUGCGCUGCGGCGCGGCGGAGGCUCCGGGCGCGCCGCGCCAGGAGUCGUGCGCGUCCUGCGGUCUCAGGGCGCCCGACCAGUCGGAGCGGCUCAACGUGGACUUCUUGGAGGCGGUGAAGAGGCACAUACUGAACAGGCUGCAGAUGAGAGAAAGACCCAACAUCACCCACCCCAUCCCCAAGGCUGCGAUGGUGACGGCGCUGCGGAGGCUGCACGCCGGCAAAGUGCGGGAGGACGGCCGGGUGGAGAUCCCCAGCUUCGACGGGCAGGCUGCCUACAGCAACGAGGUCCAAGCAGAGACCUCGGAGAUCAUCAGCUUCGCCGAAUCAGAUGAGAACACGUCCUCCAAAACCGGUCUGUACUUCCUGGUCUCCAACGAGGGCAAUCAGAACCUGUUUGUGUCUCAGGCCAACCUGUGGCUGUACUUCCGCGUGCUGCCGGCCGGUCCGGAGAAGGGCGUUCGGAGGAAGGUGACGGUCAAAAUCCACCACCAGGAGGCCGCGGCAUCGAGUGGGGCCGACGGGAGCCCGGGAGGCGGCGGCGGCGGCGGCGGUGGCGGCGGGGGGUCGGGCCGCUGGGCCCUGGUGGAGAAGCGGGUGGAUCUGAAGCGCAGCGGCUGGCACACCUUCCCCCUCUCGGAGGCCGUGCGGGCCGUGUUCGGGAAAGGAAGCCGGCGGCAGGACCUGGAGGUGCACUGCGACGGCUGCGAGGCGGCGGGCGUGGCCCCGGUGCUGGUGGAUCCGGGAGACCCGUCCCACCGACCCUUCCUGGUGGUGCGCGCCCGGCAGGUGGACGGGAAGCACCGCAUCCGCAAGCGAGGGCUGGAGUGCGACGGCACCAGCGGCGGCUUGUGCUGCCGGCAGCAGUUCUACAUAGACUUCCGCCUCAUCGGCUGGAACGACUGGAUCAUCGCGCCGGCCGGUUACUACGGCAACUACUGCGAGGGCAGCUGCCCGGCCUACAUGGCGGGGGUACCCGGCUCGGCUUCGUCCUUCCACACGGCGGUAGUGAAUCAGUAUCGGAUGCGGGGGAUGAGCCCGGGCUCCGUCAACUCCUGCUGCAUCCCCACCAAGCUCAGUACUAUGUCCAUGCUCUACUUCGACGAUGAGUACAACAUCGUGAAGCGGGACGUGCCCAACAUGAUUGUGGAGGAGUGCGGCUGCGCUUGAGUCCGCGCUGACCCUUCUGUCCUCUGAACUUGGACCAGUCCAGAAAGACUUUUCUACAAACUGGACGCUAUUGUACGGUACACAUAUAUAUCUAUACCUACUGUAUGUGUGAGCAGCACGCAUCGGUAUCAUCAAGCGCCCGUACCGGUGUGGUGUCCGUGUGUUUGCAUGUGCAAAUGUGCGUUAUUUAUCAGACUGAGCAACCGCGCUCGCUGUCCGAGUUCUGUCCACCAGCCGCUCGGCGACGGGACAAGAAGGGAACGAUCGUCACCAAAUGCUACUUUCUUCUAGUUUGCCAUUUCUAGUCAAAAAAUAAUGGCUCAACAUCUCCUCUUUGAAUGAAGAUUUUCAAUAAAAAGCGCUUAAGGAAAGAGACCUGAUCAGCCAACGGCAGACAGAGAUUGGCUCGGUCGCCCACGCUCCCGACCCUCGCUCCUCCAACCCUCUUUUGUACUUUAAAGCACAUGACGGACUUUUGUUUUGACGAAGCACUGACUAUGUUCAUCAGCUGACACAUUUCAGAACACCAGCACUUCCCUACUAUGCAGGCAGACACAGUCUGACUGUCCUCUGUGGUGGAAUCGGACCAGCAGCGCUUAUUGCCUUGCAGGAUUACAGCCCCGGUGGCAAAACAACGGAGCUGCCGCCGCCGCCGCCGCCGCCGCCGUGGUCUUUCUAGUCGUCCGCUCCCGCCGUCGACUCCUGGGGCCUCUACCUCGACUUUCUGCCCUUCAAGAGCUUUGCAGGCCCCUGCUGCCAUGACAACCAGGUGAAGACAGAUCUCACAAGUGCACUUCACUUGUGCACUGGGAGUGACGGAGAGAGAACCGCCCCGCCCCCGCCCCCGCCCCGUCACGACGGGCCCGUGCGGACACAGGGACUCCAGCUUCGGCCCAGCGGGUCGCCACGGUGCAGUGCAGCACUUGCAGAAACUGAAAUGCACACCCUAAAUAGCACUUGUAUAAAGAAAUGCCUUCUAAGGGGUACUGAGUGUCCUGUCCUAUCACUAAAUAAGUGCCACAUGAGCUAUGCAAUGUAUAGUAACCUAUACCCAUACUCAACAUGCUCUAUUAGACUUAACUCUUUCCACUUUUCUCUCUCUCUCUCUCUCUUUGUCUCUCUUUCUCACCCUCUCUCAAUUUGCCUCUUUCCUUUUUUUUUCCUUACUUCAGUCCUUGACUCUUUAUCAAUACUUGAAAUGUAAUCUUUCGCUUCCUUUCCAAAGCGAAUGAUUGUUGUGACGUUUGCACUGAAAAGUUGCGGGAUUAGCGAAACGAAAAACUGCCAUUGAAAAGUUAUUUUUAUAGAAGUAAAUUGAAUUUUGUUUCAGAUGUAUUUUACCUAAUUAAUGGAACCAAAGAGGCCAAGAUUUUAGCUUAUUGUAGCGAGAUGGCGUGGCCAUCGAGUUACUGUGUACAAUACUGUUGUUGAUCAUUUGCAAAAAAAA